This is a messenger RNA of Camponotus floridanus (Florida carpenter ant), 1973 nucleotides long. RefSeq names its product alpha-N-acetylgalactosaminidase. The transcript is spliced from 8 exons. Gene Ontology annotation, molecular function: alpha-galactosidase activity. The coding region runs from base 543 to 1850 and encodes 435 amino acids. Lineage: Eukaryota; Metazoa; Arthropoda; Insecta; Hymenoptera; Formicidae. The record is from RefSeq and is a predicted model, not a curated record. Gene Ontology annotation, biological process: glycosylceramide catabolic process; glycoside catabolic process; oligosaccharide metabolic process. Gene Ontology annotation, cellular component: cytoplasm.
UCACCAUUUAAGGAUACGAAGGUGAUAUCAUGCUACGCGCUGGAGACGUCAAAAAUAAAGCGCGACGCGAUGCAAAUUGCGUGCAACGCGUUGAAACUAUGCCAAGCUAAACUCGUGUGGGAUAAACGGUGCGUGGGAUCCGUUCUAUUGAUAUCCGAAAAAUGUGCUUUAAUGUUGCUUAUCCAAAAUUACAAAACGUAUACUUUGCAACAUUCUCAUUGUCACAUUUUUUGAAUCGAAAUAGCUCGAUAUUCGAUAAUUAUUUAUUGCUUAUUUAUCGUUCAAAUCAUUAAAGAAGAACGUAUCGUAAUGACAAUUUUAUCGAGAUAGGCUAUCAAAUCGUAGACAAUACACGAUAACGCGAAGAAAAGUGUGAUUGUUAUGUACAAUUGAAACUUUCGAAAGUAUACGAAUGCGUUUGCGCGUAUUUAUAGAAUAAGAUACAUUUACAAGAGUUCCUAUCUCUCUCUAUAUAAGGCAUAUAUGUAUUACAGAACGCUACAAUAAAAUAACAUUCUCGCGCAACGCGUGACGGAAAAAGAAUGCUGCGCAACCUGUGGACCUUUUGCGUCCUGUCACCGGUCAUCCUGGUCUCAGCACUGGAGAAUGGCUUGGCCAGGACGCCUCCAAUGGGAUGGUUAGCUUGGGAAAGAUUCAGGUGUAACACUGACUGCAAGAAUGAUCCUGACAACUGCAUAAGUGAUCGUCUCUUCAAGACUAUGACAGACAUAGUGGUGGCUGAAGGAUAUGCCGCAGUGGGCUAUGAGUAUAUUAAUGUGGAUGAUUGUUGGUUGGAGAAAGAAAGAGAUGUAAAUGGACAGCUUGUGCCAGACAGGGAACGGUUUCCAUAUGGCAUAAAGAGUCUGGCAGAUUAUGUGCAUUCAAAGGGUCUCAAGUUUGGUAUCUACGAAGAUUAUGGUAACUAUACUUGUGCUGGCUAUCCAGGUAUAUUGGGCUAUUUGGAUAUAGAUGCAGCUACAUUUGCAGCGUGGGAUGUAGACUAUGUAAAAUUGGAUGGAUGCUAUGCGCAUCCUAGUGAAAUGGACAGAGGCUAUCCUGAGUUUGGAUUCCAUUUAAAUCAAACUGGAAAGCAGAUGAUAUAUUCCUGCAGCUGGCCUGUCUACCAAAUCUAUGCUGGUAUGCAGCCGAAUUAUACUGCGAUCUCGGAAAACUGUAAUCUCUGGCGUAACUUUGAUGACAUUCAAGACUCGUGGGCCAGUGUGGAGAGUAUCAUCGAUUAUUAUGGUAAUAAUCAAGACGUAAUCGUGCCUAUUGCCGGCCCCGGACAUUGGAAUGAUCCGGAUAUGUUAAUUAUCGGUAACUUUGGACUAAGCUACGAGCAGAGCAAGACACAAAUGGCGAUUUGGGCUAUAUUAGCAGCGCCGUUGCUCAUGUCCGUCGAUCUCAGGACGAUCAGGCCAGAGUACAAAGCCAUUUUGCAGAAUAAGAAGAUUAUUGCUGUAGACCAAGAUCCGAUGGGUAUUCAAGGUCGACGGAUAUACAAACACAAGGGCAUUGAAAUUUGGGCAAGACCUAUUACUCCAGUUUACCAAAACUACUAUUCGUACGCGAUCGCGUUCAUUAAUAGACGUACAGAUGGUACGCCAUCGGAUGUGUCGGUCACGUUGAAAGAACUAGGACUACAAUAUCUUGGAGGAUAUCGAGUGGAGGAUUUAUAUGAAGAUGUGGAUUAUGGCGUCCUCACACCACAGACCAAGAUCAAAGUUAAAGUGAACCCAUCGGGCGUAGUAAUAUUACGAUGUAACUUGAACAUAGACGAUGCGUUUCGUUACACGCCGUAUUCGCCCUUAAAUCAGAUCUUUAAAGUUAGGCAAAAUUCGUUUAAAUGACCGUAAACGCGCCGUAAAGUAUUAUCGAAUUUUUAUCAGCGUUUUUGUAUAAGUUCUACAUUCUAUAUUAACAUAUUAUAAGAAAGAUUAGAAAUAAAGGAUUUUAUAAACUUUAUUCAAUCA